Molecule: messenger RNA, 897 nt
Organism: Hirundo rustica (Barn swallow)
Lineage: Eukaryota; Metazoa; Chordata; Aves; Passeriformes; Hirundinidae
Exons: 4
Coding region: 116-820 (234 amino acids)
Source: RefSeq, a predicted model, not a curated record
GCCGGCUGCGCCGGGGGAUGCGGCCCAGGCCGCGGGCAGCGAGACCCCUUGGGGUAACCCCCGGUGGGGAGAGUCGGGGUCCAGGGCCUGUGGAGCAUUAGGACACAAAGGGGGAAUGCGAAGACGGGGCACUUUGACGAGCCAUGUAGAUCCCAGAUGCCAUGGGGAGAGGCCACCGUGCAAGGUCCAGGGUCAUGAACCUAUGCCUGAGGUGCCCGUGGCGAGGCUCCCAUGCCGCGGUGAGACACUGACAGCCAAGAGGCUCCAGGAGAUGUCAGACACAGUCAAGCCACUCCAGGAGAUGUCAGACACAGAUGAGCUGUCUACUGUGUCCCUACCAGUUGUGCCCAGCAGGGUGCCAUCCCCAGAGACUGGGAAGGAUCUCUCUGGGAUCAAGCUGCCUCCCUGGCUUGGAAAAUGGGGGACUAGUCCCGAAAAGGAAUCCCCAGCCACAGUGCCGGCACUGCCCCCUACCCCACCCACGCCAGCAGAGAAGCCCAGCCAGUCGGUGCCCCAAUGGAGCCGUGUGACUCAUAACUGGCAGAAGGAGAUACUCGUGGACCCCCUGGACUCUCAGCCAGGGAAGGAUUUGGGCAGUGAGGACUCCCAGCAUGACUACCAUGGACUACCGAUCCAUCAGUUUCUCUCCUCACUCACUGACAGUUCCCUCCCGAAGGACUGCCCACCUCUCAGGGCCCUGCUGCUGUGGCAAGGGUGUCACCACCCUCUUCGGCAGAAACAUUCCCUUCAAGAGGAAUGCAGCCUUCUCCACUCCCAUUACCAUGUACUUAGGACAUCCCGAGCCCUUCAACCUCUGUGACCCCUACGAUCCCCUGAGCAGCCAGCUCCAGUCCCACAAGCAAUAAAAAUCAAGGGGACACAGAUGGUCCCAGCACC